CGGGGUGGGUAGUUAUGCCCUCGGGCUUUGGGUUCGAGGGGGUGAACUCUCUUGAAGCGUAGGGACUGCUGGGGGACGAAUGUGGAAAAGUAAGCAGGGAUGACAAUGAGCCUGGGAUGCUUGCGAGCGCCGGUUAUAAGCUCGACAAUCGCGCGUCAUUCCCCUGCCUCCCCCGCCGAGUUCCGGGAUGGUUCACGCCAGCAGCGCGCGAGGCUUGAAGAGCAGGACGUGGCGCGCUUCUGUUAGGCAGCUUCCCGUCAGCGCGGCCCUAUGGAUUCCCAGCUGGUUGAGGCUCGCGCUUUGGAAGCCGAGAUCACCGCUCUGAGGCGGGCGUGCGUGGAGCCGCCGGCGCCCGGGGAAGACACCUCCCGAGUUCGAAAAUCAUUUCGAGAAACAUACCAAGCAGAUUCUGAAGGAUGGGAAUUGUCAAAAGAUCUGAGAAGUCAUCUUGGACAUUUAGAAUCAGAAAUUCAGUUUCUAAGUACGCUUACUGGCAUCAGUAUAAGACAUUACUCCAAGAAGACAGAGGACCUAACGAGCACUGAGAUGACAGAAAAGAGUAUAAAGAAAGUUCUGCAGAGACACAGAUUAUCAGGAAAUUGCCACAUGAUUACGUUUCAACUUGAAUUUCAACUUCUGGAAAUCCAGAAUGAGGAGAGUUUAUCUUCUGUUAUUACUGACCUCAGCAUAAUAAUGGAACCCACCGAAUAUUCAGAAUUAAGUGAAUUUGUGUCUAGAGCAGAAGAAAGAAGAGAUCUGUUUAUGUUUUUCCGAAGCCUACACUUCUUUGUGGAAUGGUGUGACUAUCGUAAGCGCACAUUUAAACGUUUCAAGGAAAAGUACCCAGAGGCUGUGCACCUUUCAGAGGGGGCCUCCUCCAGCUGCAUGGGCAUCAGGAACCCCAGCCGACCAGGGUUUGAACUAGUAAUUGUUUGGAGGAUACAAAUAGAUGAAGAAGGAAAGGUUUUGCCAAAGCUGGAUCUUCUCACCAAAGUGCCGCUGCAAGCCCUGGAACUGGACAAGAACGGAGUCAUAGAAACUGCUCCUCUCAGCUUCCGAACCCUACUGGGCGUGCUGGGCAUUGAAGCCACUCUGGAAAGUCUGAUUAAAUCACUUCACACAGAGAGGGUGAUGGUUUUCAGACAGUCCAGACCAGCCAGGACAGGCAACAGGAGGCUACCCAGCCCACCUCCUUGAGGAGCUGGCGUUCCAGAGCUCUGCACACAGGCACUCAGGGUCCUCUACACACCCUGGCCAAGACCAUCCUCACCCCAGGCCAGCAACAAGGAACCUCAGGCCAAAACAACUCUGGAAGCUGCCUACUUCCACACACUCUGGAGCCUGCAACUUGCCCAUGAGAACGCGGCUCCAUGCACAUCCCUAUGAGUGGAAUCUCCAAAGCCCCUGUACCCCAACACACCACAUGAAUGAGAAAUGUGUGUCAUUUGAAUAUGUUUUUGAACCUCUGAGUGUAAAAUUAAGUAGUAAGUGGUAAAUGGUAGUAAGAAGUAAAUGAUAGGACAGAAUUGGAGAAUAAAUUCUGGAAG
Molecule: messenger RNA, 1547 nt
Organism: Lagenorhynchus albirostris (white-beaked dolphin)
Lineage: Eukaryota; Metazoa; Chordata; Mammalia; Artiodactyla; Delphinidae
Gene: CENPP
Product: centromere protein P
Exons: 9
Coding region: 271-1197 (308 amino acids)
Biological process (GO): CENP-A containing chromatin assembly
Cellular component (GO): nucleus; chromosome, centromeric region
Source: RefSeq, a predicted model, not a curated record